Uloborus diversus is the source of this 2410-nucleotide messenger RNA. Its product is annotated as scm-like with four MBT domains protein 1. Gene Ontology annotation, molecular function: protein binding. The coding region runs from base 1 to 2298 and encodes 765 amino acids. Gene Ontology annotation, biological process: regulation of DNA-templated transcription. Lineage: Eukaryota; Metazoa; Arthropoda; Arachnida; Araneae; Uloboridae. Gene Ontology annotation, cellular component: nucleus. The transcript has 14 exons. The record is from RefSeq and is a predicted model, not a curated record.
AUGAAGCUAGAAAUUCUAAAUCAAGAAACAAAAGAUGUGUACUGGAUUGCAUCUGUAGUUAUGACUUGUGGGGAAUUGCUAACUCUCAGAUUCUUUGGUUAUGGUAACGAUCGAUCUGCUGAUUUCUGGUUCAAUGCAAAAUCAGGAGAGUUUCAUCCAAUUGGUUGGUGUUCUGCUAAUAAUAAAAAGUUGUGGCCCCCGAAAGGUGUUUUGGAAAAAUGUCCUGAUGUCAAUACUUUGCUUUCGGAUGUUAAAAUUGAAAUAACUAAAGCAGAGAACAUCCCAGCUUUUAUUUCAAAUGAGCUUGAUGCUGGUAUAAUACCGAUUGAUCUAAUAAAGGUCGGAAUGAAAGUUGAAAUUUCUGAAGUUUUUAACCCACAAAACAUAUGGAUUGCAACUAUUUUACAAAAUGUUGGAGGACGUUUGCAACUGAAAUAUGAUGAACUGAAAUCUUCACAUGAAAAAUUUUGGUUGUUUUACCUUUCUGACCGAUUAUUCUCCAUAGGGCAUGUAGCUGAGCAUAACUUAACAUACUCUGCACCUAAAAUGUCUAUAGAUGAUUGUGGUUCAAAAAGAGAUAAAACAGCUUUGCUUUGUUGCAAUUCAAAUAGUCAACUCAUAUUUCCUGUUGGAUGGGCAGAAAAACAUGAACUUUGCUUAAAGGUUCCUCAUGGUUACACUGAUGCUUUCUCAUGGAAUGAUUAUCUUAAGCGUUUCAAAGCUUUUGCUGCGCCUGAAGAAUUAUUUUCAGAAAGCUUUGAAAAUGAUGAGUUUGAAACAAGUAUGAAGUUAGAAGCUGCUGAUCCUCUUCAUCCUGAAAAUAUAAAAGUUGCAACUAUUACAAAAAUUGUUGCUCCGCUCAUGUGGUUGCACUUUGACAGUGAUGAUAGUAACAGUUCUAGUUUCAUCACCAGCUUAAACUCACUUGACAUCUAUCCUGUUGGUUGGUGUGACACUAAUGGUUAUCCUUUACUCACUCCUUCGAUUAAUAAAUCAAAAAUUGUGGAAGAUAUUGCUGUGAAUAGGGCAGAGGAAACUAAUAUGAAGCUAAAAGUUACUGAUGUCCAAGUUCCUACUCACUCAGAGCAACAGUGUAAAUCCUGGUGUCCUAAAAUAUAUUUCAAUCACCGUUGCUUCACUGGACCUUUGCUCAGUAAAAGUAGAUUGGCGGAAUUACCACAAGCUAUUGGACCGGGGCCUGUUAAUUUAGUCAUGUUUGAUGUAAUCAGUCGUGUUGUAAAUAUUGCAUACAAAUCUAGUCGUGUUUUGCAAAUAUUGCAAGUUCAUGGGAAACCAUCUUCCGGAAUGCAUCAACAGGUGAUUAAAGCAAAAUAUAAAGGCAAGUCAUACAGAGCUACCAUAGAAGUAGUGAGAAAUAGUGAACAAGUCGAGGAAUUCUGUAAAAAUAUUUGUCUUAAACUGGAAUGUUGUCCACAUUUAUUUGGGCCUGUUCAUGUCGGAGAAGUUUGUCCAAGUAAAUGUCAUACUCAGACAAAAACAAAAUUUGGUUAUAACUUUGUUAAGAAACAUAAAAAACCUGGUAGGCCACCUCUAUCAUCUUCAGUAAGCUCUCUGAGCAACGGGGAGGUGGUAAAGAGAGGUCCUGGCAGAAAAAAGAAGCGGAAACACUGGACUCAUUUAAAUAUGUUGUCUGGGGAAUCUCAACCUGAAAAGAAACCCAAAUCUGUGGAUUCGAGUGAAACCGAUGAAUCUGCAAAACCGGAACCGAGCAAAAGUGAGGAUUCCAAAGAAAAAUUAGACAGCAUUCCUACUAAGAAAUUAAAGAUCACUCCAAGUUCAAGCAUCGUCACAAGGGGCGCAAAACUGCCUAAUUUUGGAUUGUGGCAUCAUGUUUCCCCCUUUCUUCCACGUCGGGGCAGACCUCGGACUAGACCAAUGAGACCCUUUCCACCAAGAAAAGUGGGUAGGCCCAUAGGCAGUACAAAGAAAGCUAUUGCAUUGCAGUUGAAUUCCAAAAAGAGUGAUGCUGAUGAUGUUCAAUCUGAUCACUCCAAUGAAGAAAAGGAAAAGACUGUUGAGCCUGUCAAGAAAACUUCCCACUUGAAAAGUAAUCCUUUGGAUUGGUCUGUUGAUGAAGUAGUUAAAUAUUUGCAAGAGACUGAGUGUGCUCCAGUUGCUCCUUUACUCAGAGAACAAGAAAUAGACGGACAAGCAUUAUUAAUGCUUAAUAUUGCAAAUGUUCAAGAGCAUUUACAUCUAAAACCUGAGCCAGCAGAGAAGUUUUGCUACCUUGUUAAGAAUUUGAAAAUCGAAUUCUUUACUCAUUUUGUGUCAUAAGUUACUUCCAUUCCAUCUCUGUUCUGUAAAUAUACAAUUUUAUGUUAAUUUAUUUUGUAUAAAUUUAUCCUUCUAUAUUUUGUUACAUUUACUACAUGUGAAUGAUGUUAAG